Molecule: messenger RNA, 2907 nt
Organism: Vanderwaltozyma polyspora DSM 70294
Lineage: Eukaryota; Fungi; Ascomycota; Saccharomycetes; Saccharomycetales; Saccharomycetaceae
Gene: AHK1
Product: Ahk1p
Exons: 1
Coding region: 1-2907 (968 amino acids)
Source: RefSeq, a predicted model, not a curated record
AUGGUAAAUAUUAAUGAAAAGCCAUUUCCAAACUCUAAAGUUGCUGAUUCUAAUGGGAGUGAAUUAUACAAUAAUGUAGAAAAUUCAGAAUCUUUAUUUCACUGGUUGAAUAAAUUUAUAUACGUUGUGGAUGCUGGUCAGGAUCAAUCAGAUUUAAUAUCUCCGAAAAAUGUUGCACUUUUCAUUCGUUCUACUAUUUUAUCAUAUUUGAGAAACCAGGUUUCUCAGUUAGAAUCUGCUUGUGAUCAAGGUGAAAGGGAUGCUUUGAUUCAGUGGUGGGUGACAUUAUUAAACUUCUUAAACAGCGAUACCAGUACUUCUGCUUUCCAAACAGAUACAUACCUAACCGAUACUGAUAUAAUCUCAGUGAGUUUGGAAUGUAUUAGCAAAAUUAUUACAGUAUUGAUGAUACUCCCAGAGCACUCGUUUGUUGAUCUGGAAAUAUACUCUCAUCAUUUAUUAAUUACUACUCAUUAUGUUACCAAUCGUUUAAUAAUCAAUUCUAAACUAUCCAAACAAAUUCAAAAAAAUGCUGCACUACCUGAAGAUGAUGCUGCAUCAAAUUUGAGAUUUUUUCACAAAUAUAAUUCAUUGUUAAGAUCAUUUGUUGGAAAGUUAACAGCAUAUGCAUUUAUUUACCUUCCUGAUUCAUUUAAUUUUGAUACCCUAGUUCUAUAUCAACUUAACCCAAAUCUAAACCAUGUUGAUAAUAAUACCAUUUUUUCCUGGAAGCAAAGAAAGUUUUUUCAGACCUCAAGCACUGAUCAAAAUAUUAAAUUGGAAGACAUUGAAACUAAGGAUACACACUUUUUCAAAAUAAUCAUUUCACAUUUGAAACAUGAAUUCACAUUUUUGGCAUUUUAUUGGCAUUAUUGGUAUAUCAUAACCAGAUAUUCCUCAUUUUCAAAAAACAAAUCAGAAUUUUGUUCAAAUUUAGAUUUAAUUCCUGGAUCUCACAUCUUAUUAAACUACACAAUCUAUGACUCUUUAGAUCAAGAUCUUCAAAAUUUACGCUUAUUUUUAACAUCGAAGCAAUCAUCUCAGAAACAGAGUGAUUUAAGACGUGCUGAUUUACUAGACGCCACUGAAGUAAUGCCUGAUACGGACCAACUUGUUCCAAAAUAUCUAUCAAAUAGUAACAGAGGAUCGAAGCCAGCCAUGAUUUCUAAUGAAGAGUUAAACAAUUAUAUUUUCACGAGAUUUAAAUCUACAAAACUAUGGGAAUCCUUAAGGAGUUUAACUGGUUGUUUAGGAAUCCAAAUAAUCCCGGUUCUAAAACUUCAUGAUGAAUAUCAAUUAAAAUAUAUUUCAAAGAUUUCUGCAUACGAUUCACAUUCCGGUAAUAUAUUUUAUAAUAAGAUCCUGCAGUUUUUACUAUUCCAGUUCAGAUCUUUAAAUUCAAUAGAUUUUUUAAAUUGGGAUAUUUGGUUGAAAGGCAUAUAUAUGAUGUUGAAUACAUUACAUGUAAAUUGCCAAGCUUCCAGUUUACUGUCUUUAUUUAACAUUUGGAAUUAUUUACCGGAUAAGAAUCAAAAAGAACUCGCAAAAUUACUAUUGACCAAAUAUUUUACGGUGUUCAUAAUUGAAAAUGAUUUCCAUAUAACAAAACUUCUAUUUACAAGAUUGUUAAUAUUUAAAGUCUUACAAUUGAGAGAUACAUAUAUUCGUUCUCAAUGUCAAAAACUGUUACAAGAUAUCAAUGAAGAAGUAAAAUUAUUGCAUCAUAAAAACUUAGACUUAAAGUGGAAUAAGGAUACCAAAAUCAUGUAUUUUCAAGGAAAUAAAAGAUUUGUAUUAACUCCAUACAGAGAGGUUCUCGAAAAUAAUUUAAUAUUUAAACAUCAGACCGAAUUAAGAUCAAGGGCUAAAUCCAAUGACAUGUUAUUUCCAUCAGUUCUAAGCACAAGUAAUAUCAGACCAACUGUAAUCCUAAGAGGUGGUAGAUAUCCAUUUGAUAUUUUGGAUGAUCUUGCCACAAGAGGUGAGAUUAUUUUUCCAGGACAAGGCAAUAGAAGUAGAGUAAAUUCUAGGGAUAGAUAUUCGGAUGAUAGAUCUGAUGAUUACUACGAUAAGUAUGCAAAUUCUUUUGCCAAUUCAAUAAGUACUACCAUCAACUCUUGGAUCAGCCGUAUUAGUACAUCAGUUGAGUCAUCAAUGUCUAGUGCUGAUAGUUCUAUUAAGAGAAGUGAUGGAUAUGAACAGAAUUCGAUAGAAAUUGCACCUGAAUUAAUGUAUUCUAAACCUAUAUUAACUUCUGAUACUACAUCUUUACUAUUAAAACCUAUAAUAAUGAAUAAUGAUGAUUAUCUGAGAAGUGUGGAUAAGGCAAAUAGAAAAUGGGGGAUUGUCACUGCUAGGACAUACGACAAACCUCUUCCAAUUCCAGAUAGAUCUCAAGUUAACGGGUUAGCUAAUGAAUUGAAAUUGAUGAGCAUUGCAUCAUUUAGUAGUAUUGAUUAUUCUUUUGAUGUAGUUGACGAGAAUAUUUCUAAAAAGGAUUCUAAUCUAUUGAAGAAAAAUGAAUCCGCUCAAGAAACAAUUCCUGUUAUCAAAUUGCAUGGCAUCUUUGGGAACAAAAGCAUCAACGAUAAUGAUAAUUCCAGCAUACUUUUAUCGAAUGCUAACAUUCUUUCAAUGAGUGUCCAAGAUCUUAACUUAUUAAAAACCAAUAAUGAAGAAGAAGAUGGAACCAUAAUUGUUGAAAACUAUUAUAAGAAUAAAGAAAUGUAUUUGAAAACUCGAUUUGAGAAAUUGACAAAAUUUAUUGAAAUAUUCAAUGAAACUUUAAUUCAAUAUACAGAAACUUUAAAUAUAAUUAACCAUGAAUCAUUAUUUAUGGAGUACGAGGUUAGAGAUGAGAAUAAUCGUAAUACAAAUUAUACGAAUGCAAGGGAAUCAAAUCAGUAA